Messenger RNA from Danaus chrysippus (African queen), 648 nucleotides. The record is from the annotation of a GenBank genome assembly. Lineage: Eukaryota; Metazoa; Arthropoda; Insecta; Lepidoptera; Nymphalidae.
AUGAAGGCGAUCGGGUCUGAUGGGAGGGCUCGUUUGGUGCCCUUCUUCAAGUGCGUGUGCGUGUACUUCGCGGCGGGGGGCGGUGCCUCCGUUACGGGUGCUGCUCUCAAGGUGGCCCCCGUACUAUGUCUGCUGUUGUGUGUACUACUGAGAGCCUUCGCCCCUACUACCACCAAACACCAGCGGCGAUACGCGUUGCUGAUAAGCGCUGGUCUAGCGCUGUCUGCUGCUGGGGACGCGCUGCUAGUAUGGCCUCAUCGCUUGGAGGGGGGAAUGGCAGCGUUUGCUGGCGCUCAUAUAUGCUAUAUGGCAGCAUUCGGGUUCCGACCUACAGCACCGCUAUCAGCAUUGAUUAUGCUGCUAGGAGCGAUACUAUAUGUGCAUAUAGUGUCACCGCCAGCACAUUUAUCAAUACCGGUGACUUGUUACGCCUUGCUGCUCGGCGGCAUGGCCUGGCGAGGAUCAGCUAAGGCAGGUCCACAACGUCUUGGAUCUCUUCUGUUCGUAUUAUCUGACGCUAUGCUCGGAUACACGCUGUUCUCUGGCACCCUGCCACAUCAACAGUUGCUGGUAAUGUCAACGUACUACGUGGCACAACUUUGCAUUUCACUUAGCGCGUUGGAACUUCCACGAGAACCAAUACACUAG